UUCACCUAAAGGGAACAAAGAGUGAUCUACCACACGGUGGCCUACUGCCUACGUGUCAUAACAUAAUCCUCUUAUGUUGGAUGUCAUAUUAUCCUCCUGUACACACUUUCUUCGUACUGACUCCAUUCACCGACAUUUUCCCACUCCCCAAACACAAACACCCCAUUCAUGGCAAAAUCCUUCAAUCCCAAGACCCAAACCUACUCAUCUCCACGACCACCCAUCCACUUCCCUGCCAACCCUAACCUCUCCCUCACCUCCUUCCUCUUCCAAAGAACCUCCUCUUUCCCUCACACCGUCGCUCUCAUUGACUCCGACACCGAUGAAACGCUCACCUUCCACCAGCUCAAACUCCACGUCUCCAAGCUCGCGCAAUCUUUGCUCCAGCUCAGUAUCGGCAAACACGACGUCGUACUCAUCGUCGCCCCCAACUCAAUCCACUUCCCGGUAUGCUUCCUUGCUGUAGUCGCCCUCGGCGCCGUCGUUUCAACCUGUAAUCCUUCUUACACCAUUCCCGAACUCUCCAAGCAAGUCUCAGACUGUAACCCCAAGCUCAUCAUCACCGUUCCUGAACUCUGGCACAAAAUCGAAGAAUUUAAUUUACCUUCCAUAAUGUUAAGUUCCUCAAACUCUAUGAAGAUAAAGUCAAAUUUGAAAAUUUGGUACUACUCUGAAUUGAUAAAAUCGAACCGGGUUUUUGAUUUAUCGGCUAAGAAUGUCAGACAAAGCGACAUAGCCGCCCUUCUGUACUCAUCAGGCACGACCGGGACGAGCAAGGGAGUGAUUCUAACGCAUAAGAACUUCAUUGCGACGUCAUUGAUGGUGACAGCAGACCAGGACAGACACGGCGAGCCGAGGAAUGUGUUUCUGUGUUUCGUGCCGAUGUUUCACGUGUUCGGGCUCUCGGGGAUCACGUAUUCGCAGCUUCGGAGAGGGAACAUGGUGGUUUCGAUGGGGAAGUUUGAGCUCCACAAGGUGUUGAGGGCGGUGGAGAUGUACAAGGUGAGUUAUCUGUACGUUGUUCCGCCGGUGAUGAUUUUGCUGGCGAAGCAUAGUGCGGUGAAGAAAUACGACUUGUCGUCGUUGAAGCAGAUUGGUUCUGGUGCGGCACCUUUGGGGAAAGAUGUUAUGGAGGAGAUUGCGAGGAAUUUCCCUCAGGUUUCGAUUAUUCAGGGAUAUGGUAUGACAGAAACAUGUGGAACCAUUUCAACAGAAGAUCCAAUGGAACAAUCUCCACUCUCUGGAUCAACUGGAACACUUGCUUUAGGAGUUGAAUCCCAGAUAGUCAGCACAGAAACAUUGAAGCCUCUUCCACCUAAUCAAAUAGGAGAAAUAUGGGUUCGAGGACCCAACAUGAUGCAAGGUUACCAUAACAAUCCCGAAGCCACAAAGCUAACUAUAGAUGGACAAGGAUGGGUACACACAGGAGAUCUUGGAUACUUCAAUGAAGAGGGACAAUUAUUUGUUGUAGAUCGAAUUAAAGAGCUCAUCAAGUGUUAUGGUUUCCAGGUGGCACCGGCAGAGCUUGAAGGGAUGCUGCUUUCUCAUAAUGAAAUAUUAGAUGCUGUUGUGAUACCAUUCCCCGACACUAAAGCUGGUGAGGUCCCAAUUGCAUAUGUUGUUCGCUCCCCAAACAGCUCGCUAACAGAAGAAGAUGUCCAGAAAUUUAUUGCCAAGCAGGUUGCGCCAUACAAAAGAUUAAGGGCAGUAACUUUUGUGAAGAGUGUUCCAAAGUCAGCUUCAGGAAAGAUUUUGCGAAGAGUGCUCAUUGAGAAAGUCCGAUCCAACAUAUAAAGGUACCAAGCUCUCAUAAAGCUCUUGUCCCCCCUUCAAGCCUUAACCAAGGCCAGCCUAUCUUGUCUUUAACAAAUGACUAGAUCGACCAGCUGAAUUAUAUUAAUAAAUAAUCAUGUGUGUGUGUAUAUAUAUAUAUAUAUACUACAGAAGAAAAUCAAGGAUUUGCGUUGUUUUUUA
Messenger RNA from Corylus avellana, 1974 nucleotides. NCBI's taxonomy places the organism in Eukaryota, Viridiplantae, Streptophyta, Magnoliopsida, Fagales, Betulaceae. The record is from RefSeq and is a predicted model, not a curated record.